Molecule: messenger RNA, 276 nt
Organism: Aspergillus welwitschiae
Lineage: Eukaryota; Fungi; Ascomycota; Eurotiomycetes; Eurotiales; Aspergillaceae
Exons: 2
Coding region: 1-276 (91 amino acids)
Source: RefSeq, a predicted model, not a curated record
AUGUCUUCUGGCAACGAUAACAACGACAACCCCAACCUCGUUGGAGGUCUCGGUGAUACCCUAGGAAAGACCGUGGGCGGACUCGGAGACACCGUCGGAAGCACUGUGGGUGGACUCGGACAGACUGUCGGCGGCGCAACCCAGGGUCUAGGCAAGACUGUCGGCGGUGCUACUGAAGGCCUGGGCAACACCACCCGGGGCGUCGGACAGUCGACUGGAGAUAUCCUCAGCAGCAUCAAUGGCGACAGAUCAGGUGCGAAUGCUGAGCGCAAGUAA